This is a messenger RNA of Penicillium atrosanguineum, 1782 nucleotides long. RefSeq names its product Zn(II)2Cys6 transcription factor domain-containing protein. NCBI's taxonomy places the organism in Eukaryota, Fungi, Ascomycota, Eurotiomycetes, Eurotiales, Aspergillaceae. Gene Ontology annotation, molecular function: DNA-binding transcription factor activity, RNA polymerase II-specific; zinc ion binding. The transcript is spliced from 3 exons. Gene Ontology annotation, biological process: regulation of DNA-templated transcription. The record is from RefSeq and is a predicted model, not a curated record. Bases 1 to 1782 code for a protein of 593 amino acids.
AUGGUGCUCGGGUACCCUACCCCCGGCGCAACUCAGAAACGCGCCAGUAAGCCCAAGGUCCGCACCGGCUGCUUUACCUGCAAGACCCGACGGGUCAAGUGUGACGAAGCAAAACCAGCCUGCGCUCGGUAUAUCUUCCCUCCGCCCGUACCUUCCUACCUUUUUGGACUGACACUUUUCGAGAUAGCGUUGGCCCCGGCACCCGGUCUGGGAUCACGGAUCGAGACUCGCGCCCUCGAGUUCUUCUUCCACAAGACUGCGCCGCAGUUGGCGGGGCUAUUCGCGGGGGGAUUCUUCCAGGGCAGCGUGUUGAAGGUGAGCCUGGUGGAGCCUGCCAUCCGCCAGGCAAUGGCGGCGAUAGGCAUUGUUCACGAACAGGCAGUCCUUGGCCGACCACACAAUCCUAAGGAACAAGGGAAGUCGAAUGAACAGGUUCGCCGGAAGCGAUUCGAUCCAUUAAACGUCCCUAUUCAGCUCUACAAUCGAUCGAUUCGCGCUAUCAUCGAUAAAGUCAUCUCAGAACCCAAUUCACUGCCACUCAUUGCCAUGAUAAACAUCCUAUUCACUUGCUUCGAAUACUUCCAGGGAAACACAGAAACAGCCGCGGCACAUAUUAGAAGCGGCAUUAGUCUCCUUCAGGAUUUUCGGGAAACACAGGGAGCCUCUGUAACGCCCUGGGGCAUCCACUACGCCUCCUUUGAGGCGCGAUUUAUGGAAAUGGAGAUUGCGCCGCUGCUUAGUGUGUUCAACAUCAACGUGGUUCCAACCGGGCUCAAAGAGCGAGCCAACCUUAUAAUGAACCCCGUCGAUGACUGCGGGCGCGUGAUUCUCGCAGAUCGCUUCCAUACACUGUACGAAGCCAGGGUGGGUCUCAUGGACCUGAUCACCUCUACCGUAUAUCACUUGAAGAGAUCAGAAAGCGCCAUUAAGAAUGACCACUACUCUGACUCGGAAACAACCACAGUAUUUGAGCAUGUCCAGUUGAGUCUCCGCCGAUGGAGAUCGAGUUUUGAUGACCUGGUCCGCCGACAAAAGGAUACGUGGAACAAAACCCAGCGGCGGGCCGCCGAUAUGAUCCGAAUCAUAUCACACAGCACUGACUACAGUGUCAAGUCCUCCCAAGUGGCCGGUGAAUGCGACUGGGACUCCAACCGCGCUAUGUUCGAAGAACUGAUCGAGCUCACCGAGUCUAUCUUAAUUGAUCGAUUCCCCGACGAAAUCUCGCGGACAUUGGCUUUAGAUUCGGGUAUGAUUUUUCAUCUGCACAUAGUGGCGUGGAAGUGUCGCUGGCCACAUAUCCGUCGCAAGGGUCUUGAUCUGCUCACGAGGAGCCCCAGGCGCGAAUGGCAGUUCGAAGCGCAGCAUUAUCACGCGAUCUUCACCAGAAUCAUGGAGAUUGAGGAGGCUCAUCUUCGUCUACCUAAGGGUCAAUCUCCAGAGGAUGAUGUGCUGCCCCCUGAGCGUGUACGGAUCCACAAUUUCACCGUGGCUACUCAGCCGGUGCAGCCCGAGAAGCUUGACGAGUCCGAGGACCCCGUGUUUGCGGUGACGUUCUGGUGCAAACCGUGGGGUCUUGAUAGUCCAUGGGGUUUGAUCACAGAGAACAUGCAGUUUAAGUCUUCGCAGCGUGGCGAUGCAGCUGUACCAGUCAAUCUGGUUUCUAACAAGCCCUGGGGUGUUCAUGGAUCUUGGCGUUGUUCUGCCGAGGACAUGCAAGCGAAUGCCCUCGACAUCAAUGCAGAGGCCAUAGAAUUCUCUACCGGUGGCUGCCUGGGCUUAUAA